CAACGACCACGUAUUGGCGGUUUCAUUCCUAUAAUUUUCCAAGGCCGGUGCUAAUCUAAAUCAGAAAGAGAGAGAGAGAGAGAGAGAGAGAGAGAGAGGGGGAACAGAGCAACGGCUAUGCCGUUGUAGCCGAUUUCCCCCCUUUUUUUCUGUUUCUGGAUGCCCUCUAGCGUGACAAAUUAACCAAAAUUUUGUUUUGCUUAUUUUAUUUGGGAAUUGUGAGAAGACCGAUCCAUUUCUAUUUUCUCUAUCUGAAAUCGAUUCUCUCUGUUCUAUCUGAAAAAAAAAAAAUAUAUAUAUAUAUAUAUCUAUAUCUAUAUAUAUAGGUAUAGUCAUGUAGAUAUAGAUAUAUAUAUAUAUAUAUACAUAUAAAAUCAAAAAAAAAAAGAAAAGAAAAAGAAAUUCGGCUUUUUGAAUUGCUCACGGUUUCAUCGCAUUGGGAUAUGUUAGAAAUUUUUUGAGCUUGCACAAGAUAAUGUGAUUCUGAACCGUAUGGUAGGGUGACCUCUCUCAUAUAUAUUUUGUGUGGGAGAGGAGAAUUCGAAGGCCUUGUAAGCUCGUUGAGUUGGGCCAAAAAAAAAAAAAAAAUUUGGUAAGCAAUGACCGGGGACGAGCCAAUCAAUGGUAACCCACAGGGGUCGUCGAAUUCGCAAGAAGAGAAAAUUUUUGUUUCGGUUAGGUUGAGACCGCUGAAUGAAAAAGAGUUGGCCAGAAACGAAGCAUCGGAUUGGGAAUGCUUAAAUAACAACACGAUCGCAUUCAACUGCAGUCAAUCUGACCGCGCCGUGGUUCCAUCUUCUUAUUCUUUUGACAAAGUAUUUGGAUGUGAUUGCACAACAGAGCAGGUAUACCAGGAAGGAGCUAAAGAUGUUAUUCUUUCUGUACUCCGUGGCAUCAACUCGACUAUUUUUGCAUAUGGUCAAACAAGCAGCGGAAAGACGUACACCAUGACUGGAAUUACUGAAUGUGCAGUAGCAGAUAUAUAUGGUUAUAUAGACAAGCACAAAGAUACAGAGUUUGUUUUGAAAUUCUCUGCUAUGGAGAUCUAUAAUGAAGCUGUGAGAGACCUCCUUAGCUCUGCUAGCACUCAACUCAGACUUCUAGAUGAUCCAGAGAAAGGGACUGUUGUUGAGAAACUUACGGAGACGGUCUUGAGGGACAGCAACCAUUUGCAUGAGCUUCUUUCCGUAUGCGAAGUCCAAAGGAAGGUAGGAGAAACCGCUCUGAACGAAGCUAGCUCCAGGUCUCAUCAAAUUUUAAGACUGACAAUUGAAAGUUCAGCUCGUGAGUAUGGAGACUCUGAGAAGCAAAGCACUCUUGCAGCAACUGUGAACUUAGUUGAUCUUGCUGGGAGUGAGCGUUCUUCUCAGGCAUUAUCAGCAGGUGCAAGAUUGAAAGAAGGUAGCCACAUAAAUCGCAGUUUAUUGACCCUGGGAACUGUAAUUCGCAAAUUAAGCAAGAAGAACAGACACAUACCUUACAGAGAUUCCAAGCUAACACGGAUACUGCACAACUCUUUGGGAGGCAAUGCCCGAACAGCAAUCAUUUGCACUUUGAGCCCCGCACGCAGUCACGUUGAGCAAUCAAGAAAUGCCCUCUUCUUUGCAAGUUGUGCGAAAGAGGUGACUACUAAUGCAAAGGUCAAUGUAGUAGUCUCGGAUAAGGUAUUAGUAAAGCAAUUACAAAGAGAAUUGGCCAAACUGGAGGCUGAGCUGCGGUACUUGACUUCAAAAUCCACUACUCAUGAUUCUGCUACAUUACUAAAAGAGAAAGAACUUCUAAUUCAACAGAUGGAUAAAGAGAUAAAAGAAUUGACUCGGCAGCGAGACCUUGCACAAUCUCAGGUUAAGACAAUGCUAACACCAGUUGUAGAAAACCGAGCUUCAAGAGUAGAUAAUAACUCAUCAAGUGGCUUUGAUUAUUUUCAUCUGGACACCAAAGCACGAGACGUGUCAAAACACAUUGAUAGACCCAGAUUAUCUAAUUCUAGCAACCACCAGCGACAACUUUCUCAGAAUUCUGAGGACAACUUUCUGCUUGACUGCAGCACUCCUAAGUUUGCUGGGCCUGAUCCAUGUCAAGGAUGGGAGGAGGUUGCUCAAAGUGUUGAUGAAGGAGAGGCUAUCUGCAAGGAAGUUCGAUGCAUUGAAAAGGAAGAUUCAAGAGUGGACCAUAAGAGAGAAGCUUUACCUCAUGGUGAAGUACCAGAUUCGACUUAUGAGGCCAUGAAGCGAAAAAUUCAGGACAUGCAAAGGACAAUUGACUGUCUCAUCAAUCUUUAUCCUCAAGAGCAAUCUCCUUGUUAUUCUGAAGCUACCAUGUCUAGCUCUACAAGCUUGAUGUUGACAAGAAGCAAAAGUUGCAAGGCAGUUGUUGUCUCAAGUCCUUCGUCUUCUAAUUAUUUCAAGGAGGCAGAACAGUAUCUAGAGACAACACCUGAUGGUUCAGGGAACGGAAGAGCACAGGGCUCUUUGUGGAAGCCUUCUAUGUCAAACAAUGAUUCCAACAUUGGAAUUUUGUCCAGAAAAGAUUCCCCUGCUUCUGUUUUGAGUGUUUCCCCUCAUACAAGAAAGAUCUCAGACUUUUAUAUAACGUAUGGGAAUGAACUUUCUGGCGGAGAUGAAGGCUCUGGGCAGAAAUUUUCUAGUGCCAAUAAUGGAAAGUUAUCCAGAAAAGAAUCUCUGGAGACGGAGAUGGAGAUGGAGUACACUGAAAGUGUCAAUAAUCUGGAGGAUACAUUCCAGGAGGAUUGCUCUGGAAGAGAAGGCCUACGUAAGAAGCUUUUUAAAUCAAAGUUCACUGCCAAGUUUGGAAAGCUAUCCAAAAAGCAAUCUGGAACUUCUAUUAUGAGUGCUCCGCUUGAGAGACAAGUUACCGAAGAGGACUCUUCUGGAGAUGAUACCGUAAGCGUCCUCAAUUCCGUUUCAGGACGGAGUCGAAAGUCUAAACCUUAUUAUGAUGUAGACAGUGACAACUUGGAUAAGAAAGUACCAGACAGGAAGCUUAACAGGGGCAAAACAAAGGUUGCGAGUUCGGAAGUGCAGUGCAGUUUGAAACCCAAAUCUAAUUGGCCCUUCGAAUUUGAGAUUCGGCGGAGAGAAAUAAUUAAACUAUGGAAUGCAUGCAACGUACCACUAAUCCACAGAACUUAUUUCUUCCUUCUAUACAAAGGUGAUCCCUCGGACGCAGUGUAUUUGGAAGUAGAGGUAAGAAGGCUGGCUGUUCUCAAGGACACAUUUGCAAAAGAAAAAAAUACAAAGAGAGAAAAGAAAGACAGUAAAGCUCUCACCCCCGCGUCAAGUUUGAAGGAACUAAAUCGCGAGAGAGAAAUGUUAAGCAAGAAAGUACACAAAAAGUUCUCUAAAAAGGAAAGGGAAAGGCUUUACCAGGAGUGGGGUAUUAGACUAGACACGAAGCAGAGGAGCUUACAGUUGGCACGCUGCCUGUGGUCGGAUAUACAAGAUUUGGACCACUUUAAACGAAGUGCGGGCCUGAUUGCCAAGUUGGUUGGGUUCGAGGAGCAAAAUCAGGCUCCUAAAGAGAUAUUUGCAAUCAGCUUCUUACCUCGACCCGUCAACCAGAAAUCUUUCGGGUGGAAAGACAGCAUGUCUACUCUGUAAUAGUAUAAUAUAUUAUCUGCUGGAGGUAGAGAGAGGUAAGCUCUGUUCCAAUACUUAUGCUGAGUUAAUGCCUCACUUUUUCUACAAAACUUUCUCUGUCACUUUGGAAACUCACCCUUUAAUGAUGUUAUAUCCCAUGAAUUUAAAAAUGAGCCAAUGAGAAUCCUUUUGAAAGUAGUUGCCCCUCGUGUUUAGUUUUGUUUAUAUUGAGAAGAGAUUUCAAGGUAAGCCAGUAGAGUGUUGAAAGAAAUCUGAAUUGUACUGUAACAUUGCCUUCUUCCAAUUCCUUCCUUUUCUUCUCCUUUUUUGUUAAUGGAAGGAAGCCUGUUUAUGCUCCAUGUAAGCACUAAAAUAAUAAGACAACCCACUAAUUAUUUUA
Molecule: messenger RNA, 3999 nt
Organism: Ziziphus jujuba (common jujube)
Lineage: Eukaryota; Viridiplantae; Streptophyta; Magnoliopsida; Rosales; Rhamnaceae
Product: kinesin-like protein KIN-7J
Exons: 13
Coding region: 600-3620 (1006 amino acids)
Biological process (GO): microtubule-based movement
Molecular function (GO): microtubule motor activity; microtubule binding; ATP binding
Source: RefSeq, a predicted model, not a curated record